Scophthalmus maximus (turbot) is the source of this 4431-nucleotide messenger RNA. Its product is annotated as insulin-like growth factor-binding protein 5. Gene Ontology annotation, cellular component: extracellular region. NCBI's taxonomy places the organism in Eukaryota, Metazoa, Chordata, Actinopteri, Pleuronectiformes, Scophthalmidae. Gene Ontology annotation, biological process: regulation of insulin-like growth factor receptor signaling pathway. Gene Ontology annotation, molecular function: insulin-like growth factor I binding; insulin-like growth factor II binding; fibronectin binding. Bases 381 to 1184 code for a protein of 267 amino acids. The record is from RefSeq and is a predicted model, not a curated record. The transcript has 4 exons.
AAGGCAAGGCAGCUCUCAAGUUGAUCAGUCUGCUCAGGAAAACCUCUGGUGGAGAAAGUAUUGGAGUCCAAGCUGAAGGGGAGAGAACAUUGAGAUUUUGUGCAAAGAAUUAUUUUUGCUCCUGCAGAGGACAGUAUAUCUCGGGGGGAAAGAGCACAUGUAUAUUUGAAAUUGGUCAUUUUGACUCUUUUUUGCACGGUGCACAGAUCUUUUUUUUUUUUUUAUAGAUAGCAACACUCCUGGAUAAAGACUCUUGGCUUUAGCUUUAAAAAAUCGGAUUAUCUGACUGAGGCAUUGUGUUCAUUAGACCAGUCUACUUUUCCCCCCCCUCCUCUUCGCAUUUCAGGUUUUUAUGCCAUAACUGCAGAGAACACCCAACAAUGAUUCUGAGUUUUUGCCUCCUGGUGACAUUUAUCUUGGGGCUCUCCGGGUGCUUGGGCUCAUACGUGCCGUGCGAGCCGUGCGACCAGAAGGCGCUGUCCAUGUGCCCUCCGGUGCCGGUCGGCUGCCAGCUGGUCAAGGAGCCGGGCUGCGGCUGCUGCCUAACGUGCGCCCUGUCCGAGGGGCAGGCGUGCGGCGUUUACACCGGGACGUGCACCCAGGGCUUCCGCUGCUUGCCGCGGAGCGGGGAGGAGAAGCCCCUGCACGCCCUUCUCCACGGCAGGGGAAUGUGCACCAACGAGAAAGGAUACAAGCCCGCUCACCCGCCCAUAGAUCGAGACUCUCGAGAGCAAGAGGACACCAUCACCACAGAGAUCACAGAGGAGUUCCAGCCAGCCAAAGUGCCACUCCUUCCUAAAGACAUUGUGAACAGUAAAAAAGUCCAUGCACUGCGCAAGGAGCAAAAGAGGAAGCAGGGCAAGCAGCGCUUCAUCGGCUCUCCCAUGGACUACUCCCCUCUCCCCAUCGACAAGCAUGAGCCAGAAUUUGGUCCAUGCAGAAGAAAAUUGGAUGGCAUCAUUCAGGGGAUGAAGGACACUUCUCGCGUAAUGGCUCUCUCUUUGUACCUUCCCAACUGUGACAGAAAAGGCUUCUUCAAGCGCAAGCAGUGUAAGCCAUCUCGUGGCCGCAAACGAGGCAUCUGCUGGUGUGUGGACAAGUAUGGCGUUCAGCUCCCCGGCACAGACUACAGUGGAGGGGACAUUCAGUGUAAAGACCUGGAGAGCAGCAACAACAACGAGUGAAAAGGGGAGGAACACCGACCCCUAUUCCCCACCCCCUAACCACCACGUGACCCAGGGUCCACGCCUCCUCUCUGAAUCACACCUGUAUGCUUCGCCCUCCGUUCACUUCAAGAUUUUUGUUUUUUCAAAUAGGAAAAAAAGGAGAGAAAAAAAUCCAAACGAAAGAACAGGCUGAAAAAAGGACACCUGUAAUUUCUUUCUUCUUUUCUGUUGUUGACCAAGCACUCAUCUACGAAUGAGGGAACAUGUCCCAGAAGAUUUAAUAGAUCCCUUGACUAUUGCUCAUGGGACCCCUUGAGCCGGGUGCCCUGAUUGCAGAUCCAUGAAAAUAUAUGCACACAAUGGAUAUAUUUUUAUAGAAGCUGGGGGUUUCAGUGCAACACUUUGUAAAAUUGUAAAAUUGACACAAAAUCAUUUUUAAGACAGAAAAAGCAUGAGGCACAUUGAUUUGAAAACAUUUAGGCUGUGGAACACGAUGCUUCUGUGGAACUGACAAUUGGCUGUUGAGUAAUCUUUUUUUGGUCUCUUUUCCAAAAGAAAAAAAAAAGAAACAAGCAAUAGGGAUAUGCUGUAACAGUUGACUCUAUCUGGGUAUGUGGUCUGUCAGAGCACUUAUAAAUAGGGGAACCUGCUAUGUGUUAGAUAACUUCACAAAACGAUGCAUGCAUGAAUGUGUGUAUGUAUGUAUACAGUGUGAGUGCAUGGUAUGUAUCAGCCUAUAUGUUGGCGAAUGAUGGAGUGAGCCUUUUACAAAAAAAAGAAUGUCCUAAUGUCCUAAUCUCUCUCUCUCUCUCUCUCUUUCGUUUGAUUUGUCACGACGAGUAUUGCUAGCGCUUGAAGUGGUCUUGGGGGCUGGCCUUCUCUUUAUUGUAAAGUAUGUCUCUGGACACAGAGCGUUCACAAACAAAAGAGUGAGCAGAUCGUCUCAGAUGAACCUAUGUAAGUGGCUCUCCGACGAUGUAGCUAGCCUGAUAUGCCAACUGUGCCUAUUUGAACGGACAAUGCCAUGCAGGGCGACACAGAGCUUAGAGAGCGCUGACUCUACUGGGGAGGUAAAGAUUUCCAGCUGCAGCGACGGCACUCAAGUUUAACUUCCGACCUUUUUUUGAGUUCGGUGCGCAGGUCAAACUUGCCAGUCGGGCCGCUUGCUUCUCCGACCCAGUUGUGUGAAGUGUAGUUUUGUAUGGUUUUUGUUUGUGCUGUUUUCUUUGCCUUCAGUGAAGUAAAGACCGCCCACUUUUGAGCCAUGUUCCUUUACCAAGUGGUUUCCCCUCAGUACUGCUACUACAGUGUAACCAUGGUGUAUUACAUUACUUUUAAAUAUAGUUAUUGAAUGUUGAUUUUUUUUUCCUGUAGAAACAAAGUAUGACAACAAUGUAAUUGUGCUUGGGGGGGAAAAAAAAAAGAUUUUUAGCCUGUAAAGAAUUUGAAUAGGACCUUGUAGCCUGUCAGGAGACAGUUAUUUGACUACAGGGCAGUCAAAGAAGCUAACCCUCUGGAACCCUUCUGCUUAUAUGCCUCCAGGAAAAGGUUAUCUACCGACGUCUAAUGGAAGCGUGACGGAAACGAAAACGUUACAGGUUAUAACAGGGUCAUUUAAUAGAGUCAUUCUCUCUCUGUGUGCAAAUCACAGUGCCUUCCUACAUGCAAAUACAUUAAAUAGUGACGUGAAAGUGACAUGGAUAUCACACGGGGCAAUUGACUUUGUCGGACUGCCCCCCGCCAGGGCUGAUACUUGAUACGACGAUGGAGAGGUUUAGUUCUGAUUAAGAGGAGAACAAAAGAAUGUGGUAGGUUCUGUAAAUGGUGUCAGCGACGCAUUGCAAAUCUGUGUGUAAUAUCUGCAUGUACCUCGGGGGCUAUUCUGGACAAGAACGAUGUGUGAGGAACCGCUACGUAACCGCAGCCAGUUAGACCUCUGUCUUUGACAACCAAUAAGCUAGGAUUCUCGCUUUCUCAUGUGAAUGCCAAUGUAUAUGAUUGCCAGAGAGUGGAAGCCCGUUUGGACGUAAUUCAACCAUUUCCUUUGCUGCAACAAAAAGGGAAAAUGAUAUGUGCAUCCUAAAUGGCUUCUGGUUGUAUACUAUCAAGGUUUCUUGCCCCUCUUGCAACACCAAAUCCCCACUAACACUUUCGAAAAAAAAAAAGCAGCUUGCACUUAUUUCAGUUACUCACUAUUGAUAUUGACACACAACGACGUCCUAAGAUGUGGUGUCAUGAAGUUAGUGGAACAGAUGAAAAAAAAAAAAAAACAGCCACAAAAGCUAAUUGUUGUGAUUUCUGGUGCUUACCUUGUAAAGGUGGUGCUUUGAGGUAAUGUUUGUCGACAGGGGCUGUGCAGCCCAUGCCUGGGCCCUCCAGUACACAAACCUAUUUUAGAAAAACAUAGAUUGACAAAGUAACAUGCAGCUAGAGAUGUUCUCAUGGCGUAUUUCUGAGAGGAGAGAGACGGAGGGGAGAGGAAGAGCGAGCGCCAUGUGCGGUGGUCAUAAUCAGGGCCUAUCCACUUCCCCGCUACAGGGGUCACCAACUGCAUGAUCUUACAGUAGAUACAGCUAGCAAGACAGUUAUCAGGUCUCAGAGUCACUGAAAUCUGGGGAAUACAAUACUGCAACCAGGAGUAGAGUACCAAGUUCCUCUUUGAUUGGGGAGUCUCUCAAGUUGUUGAAAUAUAACAUAUCUGAUAUCUGGGAUCAUUUAAUGUCUGGAUCAGUCAAGGUUGUGAAUACUUAAAUAUUCCAGUUAUUUGUUUCUUUGUGUGGAUUGCAGGUUGAGGUUCAGGAUUUAAAAUACAACAACAACUCUAUCCUUUGUUUUGUCAGCAGCUCCCUGUUUCCCCACACCUGCUUGCGAGUAGUGACUUCCUCAGUUUUCUCAUCUCCUACUUGGUUUGAAUUCAUAUUCACAUUUCAUACUUCAGUAGUACAGUAAUGACAGUACAGCUUUUUUUCCUGAAUACAUAACACUUUUUGGAUGUAAUGAGUCAACACAAUUGAUCUUCAUAAUUUGGUGUUCACUGGCUUGUGAAAUAGACCCAUCGGUGGCAGGAGGAUUGUGGGAAAUAAAAUGGUCAGUAUUUGGAACUACAUAAGGCAAAUAAAAAAAAAUAAAGACAAAAAAACUCAAAUUAUUAAAGUGAAUAUCACUGUGUAAUAUUUAUUCAACUUGUAAUUUAUGUACUCUUUUAACCUUUGUCUUUUUUGUUAUGACAAAGCAUUUAUUUAAAUAAAGUUAUGUAUUCAUUUAA